Molecule: messenger RNA, 1429 nt
Organism: Ictidomys tridecemlineatus (thirteen-lined ground squirrel)
Lineage: Eukaryota; Metazoa; Chordata; Mammalia; Rodentia; Sciuridae
Gene: Npl
Product: N-acetylneuraminate pyruvate lyase
Biological process (GO): carbohydrate metabolic process
Molecular function (GO): N-acetylneuraminate lyase activity
Source: RefSeq, a predicted model, not a curated record
UAAAGAGCGCGUCCUGGGCGCCCGGGACCGAGGACCCGCGGGCGCAGGCAGACGAGGCGCCGCGUUCCUGCCCAGAGGCGCCGGGAACAGGCGCUGGGGUCGGUGAGACCGCGCGACCCCAGCCCAGAAGGAAGCAGAUACACUGGGGAAUGCAGCAGAGCGAGUGUGAAUGCGACACCCUCCCGGCCCGGGCAAGUGUCACUCCCCCGGCUUCGACAUUCCAGCAGCUCAAUGGCCUCCCCAAAGAAGAAACUUCACGGUCUCGUUGCUGCAACCAUCACACCAAUGACUGAGAAUGGAGAAAUCAACUUUUCAGUAAUUGGUCAGUAUGUGGAUUAUCUGGUGAGAGAACAAGGAGUGAAGAACAUUUUUGUGAAUGGCACUACUGGAGAAGGCCUGUCCCUGAGUGUCUCUGAACGUCGCCAGGUCGCAGAGGAGUGGGUGACACAAGGGAGGAACAAGCUGGAUCAGGUGGUGAUUCACGUGGGGGCACUGAGCUUGAAGGAGUCCCAAGAACUGGCCCAGCAUGCAGCAGAAAUUGGAGCUGAUGGCAUUGCUGUCAUUGCACCUUUCUUUCUCAAGCCGUGGAACAAGGAUGUCCUGAUUAAUUUUCUAAAAGAGGUGGCAGCAUCUGCCCCUGCAUUGCCAUUCUAUUACUAUCACAUUCCUGCCUUGACGGGGGUAAAGAAUCCAAGACCAAAAGCCCCACAAGGGCAGGACUGCGUCUACCUUCUACCUCCUGCACUCUCAGUGCCUCUCCAGAGCCAAGUUCGUGCAGAGGAAUUGUUGGAUGGGAUUCAGGAUAAGAUCCCCACCUUCCAAGGGCUGAAAUUCAGUGACACAGAUCUCUUAGACUUCGGCCAGUGUGUUGAUCAGAAUCACCAACGACAGUUUUCUUUGCUCUUUGGGGUGGAUGAGCAACUGCUGAGUGGUCUGGUAAUGGGAGCAACUGGAGCAGUGGGCAGCACCUAUAACUACCUAGGAAAAAAGACAAACGAGAUGCUGGAGGCUUUUGAGAGGAAGGACUUCUCUUCAGCCCUGAACUAUCAGUUUUGCAUCCAGAGAUUUAUCAACUUUGUGGUCAAGCUAGGUUUUGGAGUAUCUCAGACCAAAGCCAUCAUGACUCUGGUCUCUGGAAUUCCAAUGGGCCCACCUCGACUUCCACUGCAGAAAGCCACCAGGGAAUUUACUGAUAAUGCUGAAGCUAAACUGAAGAGCCUGGAUUUCCUCUCUUUCACUGGUGUAAAAGAUGGAAACUUGGAAGCCUGUAGCUAGUGCCUCUCUAUCUAAUCAGGAUAUGUAUCUUGAGACCUCAUUCAUCUUGAAUAGUACAUUCUUUUCUCAGGGACUUUUUAGAUGAAAUUGAACUAAACUUUCUUGUAGCAAAUGAAAUCUCACAUCAAUCAGCAAAUAAAUAUCUACUGUGAGA